Carcharodon carcharias (great white shark) is the source of this 7519-nucleotide messenger RNA. RefSeq names its product sphingosine-1-phosphate phosphatase 1b (gene sgpp1b). Gene Ontology annotation, cellular component: endoplasmic reticulum membrane. The transcript has 3 exons. The coding region runs from base 198 to 1589 and encodes 463 amino acids. The record is from RefSeq and is a predicted model, not a curated record. Lineage: Eukaryota; Metazoa; Chordata; Chondrichthyes; Lamniformes; Lamnidae. Gene Ontology annotation, molecular function: sphingosine-1-phosphate phosphatase activity. Gene Ontology annotation, biological process: phospholipid dephosphorylation; sphingosine metabolic process.
AGCUCGGAUAGAGUGAGCGGAGAGAGAGAAGGGAAAUAAGAGAGAGAGAAAAGCUGAGCCGAGCUCGGAAGCUUUGAAGUGAUAAAUUAAUUAAUCCAGAGAGAGAGAGAGAGAGAGCGAGAGAGAAGUUUCUAGAACCCGCCGGUUGGGAGAUUUUAAGCGGCCGGUUGUGGGGCACUGAGCGCCCGGCGGUUAAGAUGGGGCUGAAAGCGGGCGGCUGGUGGGGGCUGGUCCGCUACCUGCACCACCCCGACCAAGUGGCCCGAUUUCAGCGGCUGUGCGGCGUGUUGGCCGUCCGCUCCGCCCAUCAUCCGCUCUCAAACGGCGACUGCCGCCACCCCGGGGCCGGAGGAGGAGGAGGAGGAGGAGGAGGCGGGGGGGAGCCGGAGGAGAGCGGCGCUAGUUACCGGGGGGAGGAACCGCAGCCUGGCGGUGACGGCGGCAAGCGGCAUCUCGGCAAGAAGAACGGCGUGGCCUGCGAGCCGGCGGGCCCGACCCGGCCCUGCAGCGACACGCCGGCGGCGGCCGAUCGCAGGGACAAGCCGAGGCGGAGGAACUCGCUGAACGACGACGGUGGUGGGGGGAAGGGGGGGGAGGAGGAGGAGGAGGCGGCGGGCACCGAGUUCAUCGUCCGCAACCGGCUGCUCUAUUACCUCUUCAGCUUCGGCACCGAGCUGGGCAACGAGCUCUUCUACAUCACCUUCUUCCCCUUCUGGCUCUGGAACAUCGACCCCUACGUCGGCCGCCGGCUCAUCGUUAUCUGGGUGUGGGUCAUGUACCUGGGCCAAUGCACCAAGGACAUCAUCCGCUGGCCCCGGCCCCGCUCCCCUCCUGUUGUCAAGGUGGAGAUCUUCUAUGACUCCGAGUACGGGAUGCCCUCCACACACGCCAUGUCGGGCACGGCCAUCCCCUUCUCGCUUUUCUUCCUAACCGUCGGCCGGUGGCAGUAUCCAUAUGCAUUUGGACUACUCCUGGCUUCAAGCUGGUGUAUCCUUGUUUGCCUCAGUCGACUCUACAUGGGGAUGCAUUCUAUUCUGGAUAUCAUCGCUGGUGUGCUUUACAGCAUCCUAAUCUUAAUCAUCUUCCACCCAGCUUUGGACAUAAUUGACAACUUCAACUUAACCUACAAGUAUGCCCCUUUAUUCAUCAUCAGCCUUCACCUAGGAAUGGGACUCUUUUCAUUUACCCUCGACACAUGGAGCACAUCGCGUGGUGACACGGCCGAAAUUCUAGGCUCAGGCGCAGGUAUCGCUUGUGCAUCUCAUUUUAAUCACAUGUUUGGCAUAUUGCCAGACCCUCCCCUUGAUGCUCUGCCAUUUUCUCCCCCAGCAAUCACAUUUAAUCUCAUUACAAGAGCUUUUCUGCGUUUUGCACUUGGGGUGGUGGUCCUGUUACUAACCAGAGCAGUGCUGAAAGCAUGCACUAUCCCUCUGGCCUGCAAGAUAUUUCGUAUUCCAUGCACUGACAUCCGCCAGGCACGGAAGAGAAUGGAGGUGGAACUUCCCUAUCGUUACAUGACAUAUGGAAUGGUAGGAUUUGUGGCCCUGUUUCUGGUUCCCUCCUUAUUUAAUUACCUGAAUCUCUCUUGAUGGGAGGACAAAGUCUUUUUGACACAGCUAUUAAUUGGAAGCAGGAAUGCAAAGUUUUGAAUGGAAAUCUUCCAGAUCAGUUACCUGUUCUGUCCAUGCCCCUGAGCAGGCAUCUGUUUGGCCACAUAUGAAGCCUGUAGUUGUCUGGAAGAGAACGCUGAGAUGUGACUACAAAUUUAAGAAGUUGGUUAUUUUUCCUAUAUCUAGACGGAAGAUUUCUGAGACUAGCCUUCUGAAGAGCAUAUGAGGAGAAGGAACUCAUAAUGGUUAUGAAAGUUUGUAUUAAGUUCCUGCAAAAGCUGAUUAAAUAUGUGCAGAAUGAGUACAAAUGUAAUUUAGUAAUAACAAAGACUCAAAUUUCAGGUACCUAACAGCUUAUUCAAUUGUGCCUUUUAGUUUAUUGCAUAAGAAUUGCUGUAAUUUCAGCAGUGAUAUCAUAAAUUUUAACUGCCUCAAAUGAUGAGUUGCAACAAUUUUCUCUGACAUUCCCUUCCACCAUGUUGGGGUUGUAGUCCCGUUAAUUGUUUAAGCUUAGACCACACUCCUAAUUUACAACUGAAAUGUACCUUCCAAGUACUGCAAUUGUGCAGUGUUUCAUCUGGGCACUUGAAUUCUUUUUUAAGUGCGUAUUUUUUCAGUUUUGAUUAAUCAGACCUGUUUUUAAAUGCAAGCUCUGGAGUAUUAGGAUACAAGAUGUCAUUAGCUUUGAUAUUUUGGAAUCACUAACACUGGAUUCAAUGCCUUUUGAUAUGCAAGAUUGCCCCUUAUGUUUAAAUUUUCAGCCUGAGACCUUCUAGUUAAACUUGUAUUGCUUAUGUCCCACAUUUUAGAGUCCACAUAGGAUUUGGGACUAAUGUAUGCAUGGCUUCCUACAAUGGUAGCCACUUUACAUACAAUGAUAAAGAUGCUGGUGAUUUCCCUCACUGAAAUACACCAUGGUAAUGGCUUUUUCCUGCAUGGCUUUGCAGUCUUGCGCUAUAUGUAAUACAGGAUGUCAUGAAUCUGCUGCCAUCUGGGGAGACUGUUAAUCUAAAAAUCUCUUCUAAUGGAUGAUGCCCUUGACUUCCCUAUCCUGUGGCAUGUGUAUCAUGAAAGAUGUGAAAGCUGCUUUCAUUUGAAGGCUACUCAGUAGAAACUGGACAAUCUUAUCUUUCUAGGAGGGGGAGCUUGAUACAAGAAUCUUAUUUGCUGCACAAUUUAAACAUUUCCCAGUGGGAAUACCAUGCUCUCACAAAAAAAUGCACUUUUUCAAUGUAAUCUAUUUCUCAGCCUCAGUGUUUCACAACAUUUUCCCUUGUUAUUAUUAGUUUGUGAAGGUGGCUUGGGUGACUUGCAUAACCACUGAUCAUCCUUACAGAAACAGGAACUGAAGCUGUGUUUGUCAGUACACAGUAUUAAUCAUAACCACAUUGUCGUUAAAUUGAAAAAAGUUCUAUUUUUCAUCUGAAGUAUGAACAUUUCUGCUUUUGUUCCAGCUUUUGUCGCACCCAUGGCAUUAGUCCCCGUAGCAGAAAGUCCAAUAAGGUUUUUAGUUAGCCUGCAGUAUUGCAUGUCACUCUGAAGACAGACUGACUAUAACUCUACUUUUGAACUGGCCAUGGAUUCUGAUUUCAUUCUCACCUUAAAAAUCAGGUGCCCUAGUUUCACCUCCACAAAAACUUUUUGUAUUAACUAUACCUGCUGCUGUGGUAUGUGCUGUUGACAAUUGCUACCUAGUUGACCACUCACUGCAAAAAUCUCACUUGAUUUUUUUUAAAAUCUUGGAUUUUAAGGGUAGCCAGAGUUUUGUUGCCCCUCUCGCCUAAACUCGCCUGUACCAUACUUCACACUUGUCUGAAAUGGCAGUAAGCUCGAUUUUCACUAAUUCCAUUGAUGCAGAGUUCCAUAAUGUCUUGUAGGCAAGUUUAUGCCGUGCUAGAGGAGAAGCAUCCUGUGCAUCUUAUGAAUGACCAUGAAGGGUUCCAUUGGAAAAUCCAUCAAAGGGCCUCUGAAUACUCCUCCCAUUGGGUUUUCUGCUUGCAGGAUCACGUUGAUGUGCAGAUUGAACUUGUGUGCUAAACUUCUGGAGUGUUGUUUGCAAAACAAAGUUGACAAAGUAGUUUAUUUUCUUUCUGCACUAUUCCAUUGCAUUCUAUACGUGUGGCUAAGGAACUCAUUAUCAUUGGUAGCACUGUACUCCUGAGGUAAAAUAUUGAAGGGUGUAGCAUGGAGUAGGGUUGGGGGGGAUUAAUUAGAACAUCUGUUCACGAAUACACUACCUUGUAGAAACAAAACUAUCCCUUAGAUUUUAGAACUUGGCUAAAACCAUAAGGAAAAUAUUUAAACGAGUAUGACUGAAGGUAAUGUUAUAGAUGCUGUGCUGUACAUUGACACUGGACUCACCAACUAUGCUGCAAUAUUUUUUGAUAGCGUAGGACAUGUGAAUUAGAAAGUAUUUGGGUUCCAGUGUAAAAGUUUGAUGAAUUAGCAUAUUGGUUUGUUUAUUAGCCCUCUUCUCUUUUCUCCCCCCGCCACCACACCACCUUUCAAUAAUGUCUCUUAAUUGGAAAGCUGUAAGGCUGUUUUGUCCUGAGCAGCCUUUCAUCUUUAAAAAUGUGAACCUGCGUUUUAUUGAUUAUGCACUCUCUUAAGUUUUUGCUGCUUGUGGGGAGAGAUAGGAGACUUAAACAGAUUUAUUUAGAAGCUUCAAACCUACAGUAACAUAUAUAUAUCAUUAUGUAUAAAUUAAUAUUGUCUUCCUACAUUACUAUUAAAUAGACAUCUGCAAAAUGUAGGAAGACAAUGAAUUAUUUCUAGUGUAAAAGCACCUGAAUUUCCCUGGAUUUUGACAAUGAUUUGCCCUUCCUUUCCCAAUGACAGUUGGUGGUUAAACACACAAUGUGCUAUGUCACUGUGCCAUAGGAGCUAGAAAGGCCUCUGGUUCAAUCCGUGCACUGUAACAAGUUAAUUAUUUGAGUUGGAAUGGCAGCAAGGCCACUACCAAUGGUUUUGACAUCGCUGAGGCUUAAAUUUAAUCUAUUGAUCUUGCCAUCCAGUGAGCUCCAGUUGAAUGAAUGCCUGGAGCUUGGGCAUGAUCAGGCCCGGCUGUAAUGGAGGCCACUGUACCAUGGAGUAAUCUGUUGAUACUGUGCCCAAGCCCAAACAUUACAUCUUUCCCCCUACUAUCCUGAUGCUCAUAAAGAAAGCCUAAAGGGCAAAGGGCGCUCAAAUUAUUAUUAUGUUUGAAUCAGUGCUGUAAGAGCUAAAGCUUUUUAACCAGAGACCCUGGGCAUGUGGGGAUUGUUGAGUGCUGAGCACUUCUGUCAACUCAUAACAACAUUAAAAUAGUGUUGUGAGUCUGUUGUAUGAAAUAUAAAUAAGGAUAGAUUGUUUUUAUAAGAAGGUGUGUGUUCCUUCGUAGGAAUGCAUUUUUUUUUGUUUCAGCUCUUGGUGUUUAUGGUGAUUGGGUCAUGGAAAAUGUUUAAAUUUGCACUAGUGAUUUAAUGUAAGUAAGUUCUAUAGUCAUUUCAAACUACAUUUGAGUCUAUAUGAAUAAUAUAUUCAUCCGUUCUAAAUCUGGAACUUCUCAGAUUAUUGUGGUCCAAUAAUCUUAUUGGUGCUAAUGCACAAUGACUCUUUUGGGAUACUCCCUUCCUAUUUAUUCCACAUGUCUGUAAAUGAGGCUUGUUAGAAUUUGGGCCACAUUUUUGAAUGUUAUAACCAAAGCAGGUUCCUGCAUCCCUUACGAAAUGUGCUUUCUGGAAUGGGGAUACUUUAUGAAAGCAGAAGCAGAAUAGAAUUCUCACAGUUGCACGUUAACAACAAGCAUUAUUUUUUUUCAGUGCUAAUAGAUCCAAUGCGCUUUUCUGUGCAUCAUAAAAAGGUUUUCUUUUCACUUUCCAAUAGUGUAUGUAGUAAAGUAGAACUGAUUGAAGCCAAAGAGAGUUUCUUAACCCGUUCUGGAAAUAAACAAAAAAAACAUUGGAAACUUGUAUUUAAAAUUUUACUCAGAAAUAUUGCAAUCCUUAAAGGGCUGAAAGAAUAUUUUGGGUGAAACAGGUUAUUUAUUAAAGCAUUAAAUGCAAUUCCUUUGCUUUACUGCUAACUGAAUAAAGAUUCAUCAUGCUAUACAGUUUUUCUGAAGUUAAUAAAUCUAUUGACCAUAACAGUUUGCAAGAUCUGACUGUUCAUCCAGUAACUUGCCUCAUUUCCUUGUGCAUGUGCACACACAGGGGAGUUGCCUGUGUGUUGAAGCUGCAUGGGCAGCUGAUUGGUUUGCUGAGAUAAAUCUGCUCCUUGCAAAUUAUGCACAUGUGGGAAUGGCAGACACAGGAGAUCAGAAAGCAAAGCCAUAAAUGGGAGUGUCCUGUGGGGAAGUUUAGUCCUGGGUUGGGAUCAUGCUGGCAAACAGUGAAUUCCUGUAAAAAGUUCUGUUAAAGAAUAUUUCCCCACCUUUUUGCAGACUGUCCUUGUAACUCAUUAAUAAGAGCCUCUAUCAUUUCAACUGGCCACUUAAAAUGCAGAGAAGAGGAUACAUAGUUGUGGAAUUAUUUGUGGAGUCCUGAUAAAAUAACAAAGUCUAGCAAUUGCCUCGAAUUGCAGUGAUUGUAGGAAUUGGCUGUUUUCAAAAUAUACAAUUGCCUUUUUAAUCUUCAUUUGAAUAAUUCACAAAGGCUGUGGACUUAAAUAGAUGCAUUCAUUGUGGCACAUGUUUCAAAUUGUAAUGUAAUCAUAUGGAUGUUAUUGACUGUAAAUGGAUUUGUAAGUUCAUGUGAGACCACUCAAAAGCAACAAAAAUGCAUGAUAACAAUCCUUCUGUGUUCACUGCCAGAACAUCUAUAUACUGUAUGGGAUUCUUCAAACUGAACAGGAUCCAUGGUGAUUAAAAUUAACUACAGUAUUUGCUUCCUUUACUUUUUUUUAAAUAAUUGUUUCCUCUUUGCUCUUUGCUCAUUGUUGAACUUCUUGAUCUCUAUUUUUGCUCCUCCACCAAGAAAGUUAAACCUACUCCUGAUGACCUUUCCCCUAUUCGCUGACACAGCUUUUGUGCUUUUGCUCUUAGCCAUUAACCUCUAAACUAAUUUAGUUUUAAUCUGCUAAAAAUGGAAGUUUUUUGUUUGUUUUCUCUGUCUGGUUUCUGGUUUUUUUAUAAAGCAAUUCAAGCUAUUGGAAGUGCUAGCAAUGCGAUUUGAGAUGGUCCGUUUUAGGCCAAAAUCUGGGGGAUGGACAGAAAGUCCUUUAGCCCAGCUGAGCAGGUUGUCACCGAUGAGCACAACCUAUACUUAGAGCAAAUUGGAGAGUGUGGUAUGUCCUGAUUGUGGAAAUUUGGUCUGUUUUCUGCAAUUUUCAGUGUAAUUUACAUUGCAAUAAAUUAUCUGCUCAAAGGAUAUUUUAGGAUGAGAGAUGCGAGGGGAUGAAAGGGGCUCAAAGUCCAUAUCUAAACACAUGGUACGAUUCUUGGCUGGCAUAUAUCCACAGCAGAACUUGGAAAAAAAAAACAAAGACAAACAAUUGUCACAGGUAUAUGAAGUGACUGAAGAGUAAAUGUACUGGUAAUUAAAUAUGUUUAAUUAUUAUUUGAAUGUUGAACAGUUGUGAAUAAAGAUGCAUUGCAUUCUUUUACUGAAGUUAAUGAAAUGUAGAACAAAAUAUGUUUUUACAAAGUUAUGUUGGUAGCACCAGGACAGUAUUUUUUUUGUCACAAGCAUGCGUUUGUUUUUUCUCAAACUUUCCAGAUCUUUUAAAUGUUGGUUUUCAGAUCACUAUCUUGCCUUGAACUCUGUGGCUUUAAAUAUUGUAACAGUUUGUGUGUUAAUCAUUGGUUUUCCUCCCCAUCCUCCAACAGUGUUAGCUCUGCUGGUCAGCAAUGUCUUGUAUGCGACACAGUUCACAAUUCACUUACAUCAUUGCAGUUUGCACUGAGCUUAAAAUAAAAAGUCCAAUGAACUUGA